Saccharomycopsis crataegensis is the source of this 1281-nucleotide messenger RNA. It is a transcript of the gene RPN6, whose product is annotated as proteasome regulatory particle lid subunit RPN6. Gene Ontology annotation, molecular function: structural molecule activity; protein binding. Bases 1 to 1281 code for a protein of 426 amino acids. Gene Ontology annotation, biological process: ubiquitin-dependent protein catabolic process. The transcript has a single exon. The record is from RefSeq and is a predicted model, not a curated record. Lineage: Eukaryota; Fungi; Ascomycota; Saccharomycetes; Ascoideales; Saccharomycopsidaceae. Gene Ontology annotation, cellular component: proteasome regulatory particle, lid subcomplex.
AUGUCGAGUCAAUUAAAAGAAGCAGACUUGGCUUAUGAAGCCGAUCAAAUUAAUAAAGCCGAAAAUCUUUACCAGGUUGUGGCAUUUGAUUCCAAAGACUCCACUGUUCAAGAUAAAGAGGCGUCCGUUGGAAAAUUGGCUGCCAUUUACGUUAAAGCCAACAAAGUUCAAGACCUCUAUGAGUUAGUAUCAAAAUCUAGAGACUUGUUUAGCAAAGUCUCUAAGGCCAAAGUGGGUAAGAUUUUGAAGGACUUGAUCGACAAAUUUUCAGCCAUACCUGUUUACGGCACUGAAGUCCAAUCCUUAGAAAAAAAAGCUAUAGAUGAGUCUAUUGAAUGGGCAAUCACCGAGAAAAAAUCUUUCUUGAGACAAUCAUUACAGUUAAAGAUGGCUUCUGUAUACUACAGAAGAAAAUCCUAUCCUGAUUGUCUAAAGAUUAUUAAUAAUUUGUUGAGAGAAUUCAAAAAAUUAGAUGAUAAAUCAUCAUUGAUUGAAGUUCAAUUGUUAGAAUCCAAGGUCUACUUUGAAUUGAGAAACUAUGCUAAAUCGAAGGCUUCGUUGACCAGCGCCAAAACCAGCGCUAACUCAGUGUAUACUUCAAGUAAGGUGCAGGCCGAAUUAGAUUUAAUGUCUGGUAUUUUGCACUGUGAAGAUGGCGAUUAUGAAACAGCCUUCAGUUACUUUUAUGAAUCCUUCGAAAGUUUCAAUAAUUCAAAUGAUUAUGAAAGUUCCAUCAAGUUACUCAAAUACAUGAUCCUCACUAAGAUUAUGUUGGACAAACCAGAUGAGAUCACUCAGUUACUUAACAACAAAUCUAUAGUCAAUAACAUUACCAAGAAUAGGAAAUACAAGAGCUCAGAAUUUGAACCAAUGAAGUUGAUUUCCAAAUCUUAUGAAAAUAAAUCACUCAAUGAAUUCCAGCAAGUGCUCAUCAAAUACAAUAAUGAACUUUCUUCUGAUUUAAUUAUUAAAUCACACUUCAAGAUUCUCUACAACAACUUAUUGGAACAAAAUUUGUUGAAAAUCAUCAAACCUUAUUCUGUGGUUGAAAUAUCCUACAUUUCUCAACAGAUAAAAUUAGAUUCGAAAUUGAUUGAAAGCAAAUUGUCACAAAUGAUUUUGGAUGGGGUGUUUUAUGGGGUAUUGGACCAAGGUAAUGGCUGGUUGUACAUUUAUGAUGAACCAAAGAAAGAUCCAAACUAUGACCAUGGUUUGUCCUUGGUUCAAGAAAUGAAUACUGUGGUUGAUUUGUUGUAUGAAAAGGCAUCUUCUUUGAAUUAG